AUCUUUAACUGUUGGUGGAAAAGUUUAAUGCGAACUACCUAAUUUCAAACUCUGAGAGUAAAUGGUCCAGUCGAAUGGUGUGCGGCAAGGGGGUUGUAUUUCCUCAUUUUAUUUAUAUCCAUUGAUGUGAGGUAAACAAUAUUUCAAGUCGACUUUCCUCUUUCGUCAGAUGAUAUAACAAUGCUGCAACGACGACACUUAGCGAGUGUUAAAUAAUAUCAAGAACUGAUAAACUGAGCUGAUGAACUCAUUGGUUCAAUUAUAUAUUCAGUCUGCUUAUUAGCAUUUCAUUUUCAAACUGUUUGGGAAAGCUACAACAUGUCGUGGAACUUGCUGUGCUGUAUAUUUGUUGGCCUGCUGUUUCUCUGCGUGGAUGCAUCAUCGUACGGUAUUCGACAGCAACAACAAGGACAACAGCAUGUUUCCCUGAAUGAAAAUGCGGAUUUGGACAAUCAGAGGGAUGUCGGCGACGAGGAUUUUCUCAGCACUUCAAUUUUCGGGGUUUUGAACGUGAUGCUUACUCAAGUGCAAGAAAUCAACCAAAAAGUUCAAAAAGUUGAGCCAUCCACACUGAAUACAUGCCCUUCUCAAGAAGGAAAGGAAAAGCUCACUGCACUGACAGACUCUGUCAAAUAUCUGUUAAAUAUCACGGAAACCCUUAACAAUGAAUUUCGGGAGCUAAAGAGAAGUCAAGGAGAAGCAUGCAACAGGAAAUGCAAGAAUUUGGAGCCGACCAGCGAUUUGGCAAAAAAAGUCGAUUGUUUGACGAGAGGGAUCAACCUAGAUUUGAAAAGAUUAGUCUCGGGGACCUUUUACUACGACAAAACCACCUUAUUGACCUGGUACGAAGUCAAGAAUUUCUGUAAACUAUACGGCCUCGAAAUGGCAACGUUGGACACCCGAGAAAAAGCAAAGGAAGUCUUUUCCGCCGGUAUCGUUGGAGGUCAAGGCUACUGGGUGGCCGCCAGCGAUAUCAAUCAGCAGCUGGGAGACUACCGCUGGAUCCAUAACGGCAACAAAGUCCAGACUGAAGCGUGGUUACCAGGCUACCCCGCAGUCUACAAAUUUGGACAACAGACGUGCACCGUAUUGUGGCAAAACCUUCUCUUUGAUCACCCUUGCGGAGUCAAAGACCGCUUCGUCUUGUGCGAAAUGCCCAAGGAGUGCCACGAUAUCUUGAAAUUCGCAUAAUUCAUUGGGAAACUGGGGGAAGACCGCGUAUCCCUAGUAUUCAUGCCACUUUUUAGAUUUUUUGUUGUUUUGUGCGGUAGAUUCCCAAUUGUGAGGGAUAGCAAUCUCAUGGUUUGUGCCAUUUUGUCGCUUAUUUGCUUUUCAUGGAAUUUAAAUACAACUUGCCUCAUUCUUGUCCUCCUAU
Cloeon dipterum is the source of this 1375-nucleotide messenger RNA. Its product is annotated as C-type lectin domain family 4 member K-like. Bases 319 to 1191 code for a protein of 290 amino acids. The record is from RefSeq and is a predicted model, not a curated record. The transcript has 9 exons. NCBI's taxonomy places the organism in Eukaryota, Metazoa, Arthropoda, Insecta, Ephemeroptera, Baetidae.